Messenger RNA from Pygocentrus nattereri (red-bellied piranha), 4922 nucleotides. It is a transcript of the gene gan, whose product is annotated as gigaxonin. Gene Ontology annotation, molecular function: protein binding. The transcript is spliced from 11 exons. Gene Ontology annotation, biological process: cytoskeleton organization. Bases 258 to 2090 code for a protein of 610 amino acids. The record is from RefSeq and is a predicted model, not a curated record. NCBI's taxonomy places the organism in Eukaryota, Metazoa, Chordata, Actinopteri, Characiformes, Serrasalmidae.
UCUUCCUCUCCCUGCAGGGUUAUUGCUGCACAUUUAGCAGACGGUACUCUCACAGAUUGAUGGGAACCACGAAAACAGCAGAAGCUUGGAGUUACAGUUAGUCAGCUGGCGGCGGGGAUCCGGUUGAUCAUUAUUUCUGGCACUAAUAGAUUUGAAUCGGGCUGUCCAUUCAGGCUAUGUGCUGUGGUUAAUGUCACACCCAGCUUAAGUUCCUCUACCAGCAGCUUGGGUUCUUCUUAUUUUAACUGUUUAACAACAUGUCCGAAGCUGGGACUGAGGGUGGAGCCGAUGCUGGUUCAGCUGUGUCGGACCCUCAACACUCCCAGAAGCUUUUAAGAGCCCUGCGGUCCUUCAGACAAGAAGGGAGUUUUCAGGACGCCGUACUGGUGUUGGAAGGAGAGCAGCUCCCUGUCCAGAAAAACAUUCUGGCUGCAGCGAGUCCAUACAUCAGGACCAAGCUAAAUUACAACCCACCCAAAGAGGAUGGAUCCAUAUACAAAAUUGAGCUGCAGGGCAUCUCUGUCCCCAUCAUGAAGCAGAUCUUGGACUAUAUAUUCAGUGGAGAGAUCACUCUAAAUGAGGACACUAUCCAGGAUGUGGUCCAAGCUGCUGACCUGCUGCUCCUCACUGACCUUAAGUCAUUGUGCUGCCAGUUCCUGGAGAGCUGCAUCACUGCUGAGAACUGCAUUGGUAUCCGACUGUUCUCUCUUCACUACUGCCUGCACCACGUCCACCAUGUGGCCACCGAGUACCUGCAGACACACUUCCGUGAUGUAGUGGACACUGAGGAGUUCCGUGAGCUGCCUCCUGAUCGGCUGCGCGAGCUGUUGUCCAUGGAAAAGCUUAACGUGGGCAACGAGAAGCAUGUACUGGAGGCGGUGGUCCGCUGGCUUGCACACGACAUCGAGGCCCGGCGGGUGCACAUGAAGGAGGUGAUGUCUGCAGUGUGGGUGCAAGGUUUAGACCAGAGCUAUCUGCAGGAGCAGAUGCUGGGAGACCCUCUCAUGAGGGAAGUGAUUGGACAGUGCUGCAUGGAGCCUCUGGGAGGUGCAGCACAGCAAGGGGAAGCACUGCUCGCUGCCUUCAAACCGCGUGGCUACUCUGAGUGCAUCGUCACUGUAGGGGGUGAGGACAGGGCCACUCGGAAGCCCUCUGCGGUGACGCGCUGUAUGUGCCCCCUCUAUGACAGAAACCGGCAGCUGUGGAUUGAUCUGAAGCCCAUGAAUGAGAGACGCAUUGGUCAUGGGGUGGUGACUGCUGAUGGGUGCCUUUUUGCAGUUGGAGGAACGGAUGAAAACAAAACUGUCUUGAAUAGUGGAGAAAAAUAUGACCCAGAGACUAACACCUGGACCCCUAUCCCACCAAUGAAACAGGCGAGGCGGCACUUUGGUAUUGCUGAGCUGGAUGGGAUGAUCUAUGUGCUGGGUGGAGAAAAUGAAGACACUGAAGUUCUCCUCACGAUGGAAGUGUUUGACCCUCACUUUAAUACCUGGACAACCCAGACCAGCAUGACCACAGUCCGAAAGUUUAGUUGUUGUGCUACCAUGAAGAAGAAGCUCUAUGUGAUGGGAGGAGGAUCUUAUGGGAAAAUUUAUGACUCUGUGGAAUGCUAUGAUCCUAAAACUCAGCAGUGGACUACGCUCUGCCCUCUGAAGGAGAGGAGGUUUGGCGCUGUGGCUUGUGGAGUCGGUCAGGAGCUCUAUGUGUUUGGAGGAGUGAGGAGCAGAGAUGCAGAUAAUCCAGAGUCCAGUCAGAUGACCAUUUGCAAGUCGGAAUUCUUUCACGAUGAAUUGAAAAGAUGGGUGCUCCUUGAUGAUCAGAACCUGUGUAUACACACUACAUCAUCCUUUGUAUACGGUGCCGUUCCUAUUGGUGCCAGUAUAUAUGUGGUUGGAGAGCUUGACACAGGCACUAGUUAUGAUUAUGUGCGAGAAUUCCGCCGCAGUACAGGCACUUGGCACCCUACUAGACCCCUCCUGCCCUCUGACCUGUGCAAGACUGGCUGUGCCGCCCUACGCAUCGCCAACUGUAAGCUGUUCCGGCUGCAACUCAAACAGGGCCUUUUCAGGAUUCGAGUGCCAUCCAUUUAAACCAAGUGCAAAUCCAUACCCCUGGUCACUUGUCUCUCAGCUUCCUGUUUGGAAGAAAGUUGCAUGUGGGUCUUGGGAGUCACUAUAGCUGUAACCGUACAUGGAUAUUGGGUGAGAAUACUUGAGGUAUAUAGGGACGUUUGGGCCUCUUUUGUUUACUUUGUUUCGAUGCCUUCUUAAGAGAAUGUAUGUACACAACCUUCUUGUUUUCUUUCUUUUUCUUUUUUUAACUGUUUGGGAGUUCCGUAUCAUAAUUUUGAUAAAUGGUAGCCUAAGUUUAGCUGCUUUUUUAAAGGUUAAUACUGUAAUUUCAGUGCAACAUAGGGUGGUUGUCGCUUGCUGCUGCUCACUUAGGCAAACACUAAUGCUUAUUUGAGAAAUGGAUGAUGCUGAGAAGCUUGUCGUUGCUAGACAACAGUUUUUUUUUUUUUUAUAAACUGAGUUAUGCAAUAACUGAAGUUGUGGUGAAAGACCACGCCUGAAACUCCUCCCUCCUAUGUCUAUUUGCCAUUACUAUUCUCUGUUACGAGUUUUUGCUUGCCCCCCCCCUUGGCUCCAUGAUUUCUACAUCUUCUCUAGAAUCUGCAGAAUAGGGGUUCUACUGCAAAGCUAAAGCUAUCCAGAACAGAGAAGUUUUUCCCCCUCUACAGUUUACAGUCAAAAUUGAUUGAAGGCGUGGUCUGGACCUGCAAGUUAAUUAAUUGUCUUAAAUUCAAGUGUCCUACCGAUGGGACCGAUUUUUACAUGUCAUUGUAAGGAUGGUGUGAAGCGUGUUAUGAAAAGUAUUUUGACAAAAUGGUGGAGGAUGUGGAUAUUUGCAUACAUACAUACAUACAUACACACAUGUAUGUAUGUGCAAGAAUUGGUUACCCUUUUCAGGCUUUUGCAUUUAUGGUACAGUGUACAAUAUACCUCACAGAAUUAAUUAUACAUCAUAUUAUACACUAGAUUGGGGUAUAGGAUGAUUCAAGUGUUACAUGUUAUUUUUUAAUAUUUUAUGUUUUACAUUUACAGUUGGUAGUGUGAUCAGUACGGAUAAAAUCUUUCUCUGGGAUUCUUGAAACAACUACUUGUCUCCCUUUUUAGUCAUUGUAUGUAUUAUGUGUUUGACCCUUGAACUGGCUUCCCACUCCCUGCAGACGGUUUUGGCAUCUGGCGACCCCAUUUGUUCUGUGCACGUCACAGCUGCUGCUGUCCAUUCUAAUUGAAGGCCCACACAUUACAAAUUCACUUCUACAGAAACGCACUUUCACAUGCAAGCACUACAUGAGUGAAGCAAUUCACAUCUAAACACAAUACAUAUAUAAAUAAUGUGUUGCACACCAGAUCACAUGGUCCUAACCAGUGUUACAUGAUCAUUGAACUUCUGUCUUUUGCUUACAGUUUCAUUGCACUAGACCAUUGAAAGAAUAUUACUGUAACAUCAUUAGAUAGAUAGAUUAAUUUAUUGUUACUAAUUGUGGAAAUUUGAGGGAAAUUAUUACAAUCAUAAUUCUAUCCAAUAAAUUAAAUAGAUUUGAAGGGAAUUAUUAUAUCUAAAGCUACAGAUGUACUGAUAAAUUAUAGACUAUUAUCAUAAAUGGACUUGUAAAAUCUGCUGUAGGUCAAAGUACAUUAAAGCUACAUAGCAUUCCUGCUGGACAUCAAAAUAUGUUGUUCCAAGUGUAAAGAUUAACAUCAUGAUUUCAAACUCAUAUUCGAUACGAUCAUAAUCUCAGGUAUCUCAUGUGCUAUGUACCUUUGAUUUAUCAACACUGUGUCCAAAAUCAUAUUUAAUAACACUCAGCUAUGCACCUGAGUUUGACGAUUAUUGUAGCAUCUGAAUGUUUUUUCUGCAUAUAACCAUGUCGGCUUUCAAAGUGACUCAGCUGUUAAUCUCUUUAUCAUCCUGCUGACAAACUUUUCUCUUCCAUCCCUCGAGAAGUUGUGGUUAUGUACACGAUGACGUAUUUGGCCUUUUAUCAUUUAUUUGCUGUUGCUCUGAACUGUGACAAUGUUCAAGACUGUUGACAUUAAAAUGGACCAAAGUAACUGCAUGGAACAGUGUGUGCAGUCCAGUAUGGUAUAAAACAAUCAUUCACAGAUUUGUUUGUUUUUUAAUGAAAAAAAAAAUGUUUGGUUCAAAGACAUCACAUUGUUGGGGAAGACAGUUCCUGUUCAUUGCUUUUAUUGGACAGUCUUUCUUAAAUUGGCUGAGAAAUUUAGCUUUGUAUAAUACUUGCACUAUUAUAUGAGACAGCAUAUAAUAGAGCCUGAUGUAAAGUAGGACUAAUCUAGCAUAUUUAAUGUAGCAGUAAAACACAGAAAUUGUCAUCUGUACUGAACCAUUCUGACAGUGGUGUUCACGCCCAGUACUUUAAACAUACAGUGUGCUUGUGCAUGUGCAAACACAUGAUAACUAUCAACACACUCCACAUUCCUUCAUGUGCCAUUGUUUACAGUACACUGUAGGCUCUAGAGCCAUAGACGUAUUCUCACACAACACCUAAACAAGCACCUUGAGAAUGAAGAAUUGCACAAUCAAGGGUUUAUUUGGCCCUGUACGCAUCUCAUUUUGCUCAGAGAUGCUCACUUCUUUGCCAAAAAAAACAUUGCAGUUAUUACUAUUACAUUGUCAGCAAUAGUAAUAAAGGCACUACCAGAUGCUUGAUGUAUUAAGGCUUACUAAGAUGGACCACACUAAAAUUGACAGAGAUUAAAAAAAAGCACCUUCAUAAAUGAUGGAUUCUAUAGAAUGUAAGGACUGUCACAUUAAAUGUUUGACUUUUUGUCAUUUGUAUCUAAUCAGCAACAAACAUUAAAUGCAGAAUUAAAAUGAAUAAUUUCUCAUGA